Messenger RNA from Linepithema humile (Argentine ant), 1909 nucleotides. RefSeq lists its product as uncharacterized. The record is from RefSeq and is a predicted model, not a curated record. Lineage: Eukaryota; Metazoa; Arthropoda; Insecta; Hymenoptera; Formicidae.
AAAGAAAGAUUUUUAGAAACGAUUUUAGAAACAGCAUUGUAUAAAUCUAAGCAAUUUUAAACAAAUGUAGUAGUUCUACGGAGCAAUAUUCUUUAGUAAUUUUAAUUAUUGCAAUCGAUUAAUUUUAAGUAAACUUUUGUCUCUCGUAAGAAUAUUAAGUUCAAUAUUAUAAUAUAUUAGAACUGAUAAUGAAUGGAUACGAAUGAUAGAUAGACAAAGACUGAUUGUCAUUUUAUAGAAAUUGUUAUUGAUUGUAUAAUGGUAAGCGUUAUUUUCAGAUCGGCAAGAGAUCGAUGCUUGAGAUGAAAAAUAAGACGAGAAAUGAUCGCGUCAGUUUUUCAAAAGAUUUAUUAUCCUUGCAAAUACGAGAAAGCGAACAGUUGUCUAGCGGAACUUUUGUCACACGUUAUUUGAAAGUCAGAUGCAUAGAUUGCGAUGUUUGUGUAAGAUAAAGCUUCUCCCUGUAGCUUUUUGUUGAAACUUCUUCAUUUUAAGAAGACAAACUUUCUUAGAACUAUCGUAUAGUGUUCAAAGCAUCUAACGAAGGAAUCAAUUAUUCAGUAUUAUCAUUUUGAUUCUCAAUUAAUGUUAAGAUAGUUUGAUGUUGGUUUAAGACUAAAUCAAUUCCGUAGCUUAUCAUAUCGAUCUCGCUGAGUUAAGGAGCAAAGUGAUAACGCAUGAUAUAUUUAGAAUAUUUAAAUUAGAAAUUUAGAAUAUUUAAAUUAGAAAUUUGGAAUAUUUAAUUUACUGUAAUACUUUGUACGUAAUCGCAUCUCGAUUACAAGCAAGGCCAUUAUCAUGUUAGCAUUCGCCGUUCGUGGUGUGGUUUUGCUCGGCGUUUUAAGUUGGUAUAGCGCAGUCAUAUGGAGGAUGAUCGACGGUUACUUCAAGGACCAGUUUCGCGUUUACUUGCAGGAGGAGUACCGCAGGUAUCCGCGAAUGAGAGCCGACGUUGAGAGCGUCGAGGCCGUCGAUAAAGGAUCCGCUCGGAGCGAUUUGCCGGCCGAGUCGAGUCUCAGCCGCAGCAUCACGGAGUCUUCUGAUCCCGACGCGGUGUGCCCGGUCGACAUCGCAGACACCUGUCAGCGAACAGCCGCUUCGAACGGGAAGCCGAAGGAAGCUGUGGCAGGUGGCACCAGUGAAAACGCGGUCGCCGUCGGCGCCGGUUCCACCGAUAAAAAUGCAUUCCCGGAGAGCGCGGCACAGUCGGCGCUGGAAAGUAGGAAGCUGCCGAGCAGUAGCGACACGCAUGAUGAAGAACGGCGACCGGGUGUCAUCCAUCAAGAGCGAGCGAUCGGGGGAAGCGACAGCGUCCUUGCGUCCUCUCCGCGUCGUUCUGAAAAACCGCGACGUCGCCUCGGCAAAAGAGGACUAUCGGGCGUCUCGAAGGAGGCUCCGAGGGACACAUCGCGAGAAAAAUCGAGAAAACGAAGAGUGAACACGAUCGUCCUGACGGACGCCGAUUUUGUCGGUGCGAGGAUCGAUAGUGACGAUGACUUUUCGGAAUUCGAAGAGGAAGGAGGAGGUCAGAAAGUCCUCAAGGAAGGAAUUCUCAUCUCGCAGUUGCCGUUUAAGCCCAAGGCGGACAUUGGCGACUUAGAUAGAGUUACUGCGGAAGAGUUUUGUCCUCUGACCUUGGAGGAUGAGGUUUCCUGCGGGGAAACCACCACGUGGCCGUGACUGCGCUUCAUGCACGACGUCACCGUGGAAUCGAAAGUGUUAAAGCGCAUUGAAAAAAAAAGUUAUGCCUUAACAGCGGGAUCUCGUAGGGCUUAGGGACAUGCUGAGAAAGUUGAUGCGGAGGACUGCUUAUUGUUAGAAUAAAUCUGUCUAGUCAGUUUUGUGAGUUUUAUCAGGGACAAUAAUGGUAGGCGCAGUGUGAAGAGUUUUUAACUUUUUCAUGUUUCAA